Messenger RNA from Anarrhichthys ocellatus (wolf-eel), 5954 nucleotides. RefSeq names its product basic leucine zipper and W2 domain-containing protein 1-A-like. The coding region runs from base 132 to 1391 and encodes 419 amino acids. Gene Ontology annotation, cellular component: membrane; cytoplasm. Lineage: Eukaryota; Metazoa; Chordata; Actinopteri; Perciformes; Anarhichadidae. Gene Ontology annotation, molecular function: protein binding. The record is from RefSeq and is a predicted model, not a curated record. The transcript is spliced from 12 exons.
UUGUGACGUCCACACUUUCCUCUUCUCUGGGAUUGACUGCUAACGUUACCUGACUGUAACGGUUCACCAGUGGUAUUAGUUUUUAUUUUACGGACUGUUUUUGCUCAUAAAGAGGAUUUCGAGUGUCUUUUAUGAGUAAUCAACGGCAGCAGAAGCCUACGCUAACAGGCCAGCGUUUCAAAACCCGGAAAAGAGAUGAAAAGGAAAGGUUUGACCCCACCCAGUUUCAGGAAAGCAUCGUACAAGGUCUGAACCAAUCUGGCACUGAUUUGGAAGCGGUCGCAAAGUUCCUUGAUUCCUCUGGUGCCAAGCUUGACUACCGACGCUAUGUAGAGACUCUCUUCGACAUCCUGGUGGCUGGUGGAAUGCUGGCCCCAGGGGGUACAUUGUCUGAUGACAUGACCCGCACAGAGUUCUGUCUCUUCAAAGCACAAGAGGACAUGGAGACCAUGCAGGCAUAUGCCCAGGUUUUUAACAAGCUCAUCCGGCGUUACAAAUACUUGGAGAAAGGAUUUCAGGAGGAGAUUAAAAAGCUGCUGCUGUUCCUCAAGGGCUUCACUGAAUCUGAGCGCAACAAGCUAGCCAUGCUGGCAGGAAUUCUGCUGGCCAACGGCAACCUCUCUGCAGCCAUUCUCAGCAGCCUCUUCAAUGAGAACCUUGUCAAAGAAGGUGUUUCAGCGUGCUUCGCUGUAAAACUCUUCAAAUCCUGGCUUUCUGAAAAGGACAUCAGCUCCGUCUCUUCCAGUCUCCGAAAGGUUGGCAUGGACAGCAGGCUCAUGGAGCUGUUCCCUGCCAACAAGCGCAGUUGUGAGCACUUCUCAAAGUACUUCUCAGACGCCGGACUGGAGGAGCUUUCGGACUUUGCCAAAAACCAGCAGUCCAUAGGGGCUCGCAAGGAGCUGCAGAAGGAGCUUGAGGAGCAGAUGUCACGUGGGGACCCCCUCAAAGAUAUCAUCCUCUACGUCCGAGAUGAAAUCAAGAAGAACAACAUCUCUGAGCAGAAGAUGAUUGAACUCAUUUGGUCCAGCGUGAUGAGCUCGGUGGAGUGGAACAAGAAGGAGGAGCUGGUCACAGAACAAGCCAUCAAACUUUUAAAGCAAUACAGCCCACUGCUGAAGGCGUUCACCUCCCAGGGCCUCUCUGAACUAACUCUCCUGCUGAAGAUCCAGGAGUACUGUUACGACAACAUCCACUUCAUGAAGGCAUUCCAGAAGAUUGUGGUGCUGCUCUACAAAGCGGAUGUUUUGGGCGAGGAAGCAAUUCUGAAGUGGUACAAUGAAGCCCACGUUGCCAAAGGCAAGAGCGUUUUCCUUGAACAGAUGAAAAAGUUUGUUGAAUGGCUGAAGAACGCAGAGGAAGAGUCUGAGUCUGAGGAAGAGGAGGCAGACUGAGGACCUCUACCUAUGACUACCAUCUUGAUUUCUACUUUUACAUUAACAUAGCACCAGAUGCAGGAGAAGGACUCGUUGCAGGAGUCUGUCUGUAUUUAGUUUUUUCUUUCUCUAUUCCCUACCUCCUAAUAACUAGUUCAACUGUAAUGUAAGGGCUUUAAUAUUUUCAUUUCCAACAUCUUUACUUUCUGAAUCAAUACUUGUACUCUUCUUUAUACUCCUACAAGAGCCGGUCACAGAACCACGUUUAGCUGAAUAGAUCGAAGCCCCUUUUAUUUAACAAAGAGGGACUUUUUUUUUUGGACGGAUGUUUCCCUUUGAAAUCGGCCCGUUUGGAGGCAUCACAGCUGUUCUAUUUAGUCAUGGAACUCUUGUUUGCCAGAGGUCUGUCUGUGUCGCCAUGAUAUCUUGGUCCUCUGAAAGGCAAACGGCUUUCUCCACCUCAUUUUACAUUUCUGCCAAUUAUGUGACCACUUUGAAUUUUUUGCCAAUUUGUUAGAUUAUUGGUGAUGAAAAAAUGCCAUUUCAAGCAGCAGUCAUGGUGGCAAUGCCCCACAAAAUGAACUUUAAAUGUUUUCUACAUCUUACGAAACAGAACCAUGCAAGUGUAUUGUUUUUUCCUUUACCAUACAGUUUGACUUUUUAAAAUAAAGGGGAAAUUAAUGGUUUUCAUUACUGCUGGAUUUACUGUUACAGUCAUGUCAGAUCACCGUUGUAGUGUGAAGUUGCAUAAUGGGGAUAUUAUGAGCAAUUAGAAGACUAUUUUAGUCCUAAAUACGCAGCCAGUGGUACUGAAAGGUUCUUGUAGAAAUCCCUGUUGUGUCACAGAUCAACUUGUGUUCCCUCAAUGCUUGAUUGUUUGAUCUGCUGCAGCCUCGCGUAAUCAAGAAAGUUAGCCUAGCAUGCGUGACCUGAGGAGCAAACAAGCAGCUUGCUCACCUCUCUGCUAUCCCACUUUUAAAUGGUAAUUAUGGCUCAGCCAAGCAUGCAGGAGCGAGAUUGUGAUUCAAGAUGUUAUAAAAGCGGAGGUCCAUGCGCAUUCAUUACGACAAGUCAUCUUACAAAGGCUGAGAAACGAGCCGCUCGGUUUACUGCCAUACUGCAAAACAAAUUUUGAGUGUAUAUUUAACCACAUGCAUUGCAGGUGAUAUUAAAGUGUCAGGAAACAUUUUAUUGAUUUUCCCCCAACCAAAUAUUCUAUAUUUUAUACUUUUUACUUAGGUGGUGUUGAAUCAAGACCAUUAUCUCUUCCUCUGGAAAGGAUCUAUUCAUACAUGCUUGAACAUGUUUGUGCAUCUUUCAGAGGAAAAUGAUUCUCUUCAGCACCAACCAUCACACAGACAGUUACCCAGGCCUUGAAUGCACUGGAGUGGUUAUGGUAGGAGGUAUUGUAAGUAAAGGUGAAACUGAUUAAGAAUUGUCUAGAUCUCGGUAACAUUUACUCAGUGUCUUUACAAUGGCCUUGCUACAUCGGAUGGGUAAUAUAUUCUAAUCCAAAGGAAUAUACUGUACACGACAGAGUACCUCUAACAGUAUUGACUGAUUAUCAAUUUCACUCGGUACCAACAGAUGGCAGUAAGCCCUUAAAAUAUGCUCUUUCCUUCCAUUAAAGCCUUCCACAGUUUAAGAGUAGAGCUCAAAUAGGAAAAAAGCCAUUUUGAAGAAACCAGACUGGAAAGUAUUAGACACAGGCACAACUACAAAGCAUUCGACACCAGUGUUCUCUCUGUCCCCGGAGGAUUUGUUUGCUUUUUGGUUUCAUUUAGUCCCUCUAAAGAACAUGAAACAAUUAUGGAGAGUGACAUGCGGGAAGGAGGAGAGAAACACGGCUGCUUUUGAGAUUUUGAUUGUGAGCGCGUGCAGUGCUGAAUGGCAGCGACGCUCCCCAGUCCUUCCCUGUGCAAAGCACCGGCGAUGCCAUUUUGGUGAGACCAUUAUCUGCUUGUUACCAACGCUGCCUCACUUCACACCACACAGCGCUCCUCCCUGCAUGUCAUUUUGUGCAGGCACCGAGCACGGCUGCGUAUCGAGGGAGGCUCUGGUAUAAUGAGCUGUACACACUGUGCCUCUGACACAUCUGUUUGUUUUGCUCCCGUUUUUAAAACGACAUAUGCUGCUGGAUAUACAGUAGGUAUCCCAAAGCUUACCUUUCUCCCAGUUGUAUCUCAAUGUGUGGAAACGCACUGAGCAAGACAGACUUGUCUCUUUAGUGACCAGGAGGCCAGAUGUGUCAUUCCCUCAGUGACUAACCAUGAUUUCAUCUCAUUAUCCUGUAGCAUUCAUAACAAAAUAAUUUUUUGUAAUUUUACUUUUUUCAAUGCCCUAAUGUGUCAGAGAAAAACAGAAGAAAAAAAAAAACGAACUUGUUUUAUUUUUGGAAAAUUCUCUCUCAGUUGGACUUCCCUCUUGAACUGAAUAGCCCAGCACAAUGUGCCAGGGAAUGCCAGGGGAGUUGUGUAGAGCAAUUAUUCUGGAUUUCACACUGCGGCUUUGGUCAGUAAACACAACUCAGACUGCAAUGCACAACUCAUCUGAAUAAUGCUGUCAGAAAACAGAGGGAGACCGGGCAAUGGUUCGUUUCAAUGAGAAGAGACUUGAGAUAAUUACUCAGGUUUUUUUCAAGCAAAAAAAAAAAGAAGAAAACCCGCCUCCAACCAGGGCGCGCUGUGCUGAGCACAAUAGAUGCGCUGUUUUUGUUUUGGGCAAAUUGUAAGUGAUAUGUUUGCUUUGCAUUUCAAGCAGCAUUUUGUCACAGGCCAGUUUUUUGUUUUGUUUUUUUCUGCUCUGCUGCCGUUGUAUUUAUGGAAGACCGCUCUAAUGCUGGGCUUAGCACCCAGGUGAAAUAUGGAAAUGAGGAUCAACAUGUUGGCUCACCAAACGCUGCCAAUUUGUCCUCGGAUCAACUUCUGCCAAACAUCUUAAAGCAGUGCAGCCUCAAUGUAGUCAUAUCAUGGACAACUGAGCGCCUCUGUGACAGGAAAUCGCUGCUAAGCUCUUAAUUAAAACCAAGAGGGCUGAGGAGAUUUAUUUUUUUGGGUUAUAGGCUGACAGCCACUGUUGUCUGUCAGCUGUCCCCGCUCGGCCUGUGUUGAAGGCUCUGUCCCUGAAGGCAACACGGCCACCCUCUCCUUAAGCUAUAUCAUGCAACUGCCUUUUUAAUGUUGUAGCCUGGAACCAUUCUUCUCAAGGUUAUUCAUCACGUAUUAUACUCCGGUUCCAGAGGCAGUUUAAUUAAAGAUGACAACUACAGGUUUGAACAUUUUUAUACCGUGACCACUGCCUGACUGAACGUACUGUACAGUCUCUGUAUACCUUUAUCACUGCUGUCCAAUUUGUAGUUCACUUUUACAUUUCAACAACCUGUCUGCUGGUCCUAGUGAUGCAUGUCUCUUUAUUAGGAAAUGAACAGUGAGUGAGGGAUCAUCUCAAAUGACCCAAGUGUGGCUAUUGCUCCUUCAAAAGGUCACCAGCAUGGUAUUUGAAACUGGGGGGGGGGGGGGGGGGUUGAAGGAAGAGAUGCAGCAAGAAAAACAAGACGGCCAACAGCUGAAUCAUAAAAGUGAGCACUACAAAUAUAAUUGAAAAGAUGAAACGCACAGGUUGUGCUGACAGGGUUCAUUGAUCUGGUGGUCACCAGAACCUCAAAUAAGGGCAUCUUUGCCCCCUGAAAGCCCCCCCCCCCCCUGCCAGCUUAUGGGGAUCACACUGAGGGUGUGUAAUGGCCUGGCGGUGAGAGUCCGGGGAUUUAGCAGCUCGACUCCAGUCAACACUGAGGCUCAUCACAAACAUCAUUACUUUCUUGGCUUGUCCUUCUCCCUCUUCAGUGGCGUGAUAGCUGUGUAAAAACGACUGGGAGCAAAGAGAUGGAUGGCCUAUAUUGAUAGAGUGACUCAAGGGCUGCUAUUGACUGGGUACUUGUGCCCCAUAUCCACAGCAACAACAACAAAAAACCUCUAAACUAGUCUUGAAGAGCAUAUAUUAUUCCAUCUAACCUGCUCUAGCUCAUGUUGCUUGUUAAAGAGCUUCCACUGAUCCUUCUAAUCAUUGUCAUCAGGGCUUAACAGGGCCUCUGCUGGAGGUAGAGUAAGUGCAUUCAGUUGGAGCUGUGCAAGAAGUGAAAGGGAAGGGGUGGGCACUUUGACAGCCCUCAUGGGAACACCAAGGCUACAUCACAACACUUUGGCUGUGACAAACUGCUCUGAUAACUUGCAAAUGGAAUGAAAGUUUGCAUCUCUAGAAUGUUUUUAACGAGUCUCCCUGGAGUGUGGCAUAAUGACUGUGGAACUCAGAGAGAGAGACUGCGAGUGUUCGGUCUGCAUGCAGCGCUCGGCUUUCUUUUGCCCGUUUAUGCACCAGCGGCUCUAGGGACUCAGACAGGCUCUGGAAAGACAUGAAAAAGCCUCUACAAAACUGUUUGUUUUUGUAAGGAAUGGCAGAGUAGGGAGGAGGAAUGCACUUAAUAUUAAAUGACUACUUUACAAAAAAAAAAAAAAAAAGAGAAGAAAUAUUGCAGAUAUUCAAUAAAACCCACCCGAACAUGAAAACAAUUGACAUUCUUAAAAA